UGCGUCGCACGCGGUGUCCGCAGCGGGUGGCGGGCACCACACGGUGAUCGGCAGGGGCUCAGUCUGACGGUCACGCCAGUGUUGGUGAUGACACGACGGGGGUUGGCGUGUUGCCUCGUCGGCGUCGUCGCCUUCCUGACCUGCUGUGUCGCCCAAGAUGCGGUCACCGAUGAGGUCGCAGGCGCGGACCCCCAUACCACCACUGAGAGUACCUCUAUGGGAGGCGACCCGUUCGGUCCGAGUGACCUGAGCGGCCCGGCCGGUACGGCCACGUGUCGCCACUGGCCGUCCCUACAGUGCAGCCAGCUCUCCUGCUCGGGCCGUGGAGUUAUCGACUGUCGAGACCGAGAGUCGUCAGUCGCUGAUGACGACGUCAUCCGUAUGCUAGCCACCUCAUUCUACAUACAUCUGAAAAGUACUCUUCUGGCCGGAUUUGUCCGCAACUCCACCUUAUCAGCCCAGCUACAAAAUGCCAGCCGCAGCGCGAGUAUCGAAGCUUCGAAUGGGAAAACAUCCAAGGGCGAUGCAUCAGAAGGUCAUGCGGUUAUUAUGACGAGACAAAAUAAUGUGACAGUGUUACCAGUUUCGCAGCAAGACGGCGACACGCCUUUCAAUGUUGAUCGUUCAAACCUCGGUAUUGACGGAGUCACAUAUAUACCGUUAGAUGAAAUGGCAGUAGGUGCUGCAGGCCGCACUUUGGGAGAAUCAGACAGUAAAAGUCUAAAAGAUAAAACGGAAAUCGCCUUUUCUGAGCGCAAGGGCAUUGCCUCUCAUGAUGAAACGCUAGCCAAUGCCAAUAAUGGAAGCACAAGUAAGAUAACAAUCAGCCUAAGUGCAGCUGGAAAAGAAAGGACUCAGGCAUCAGCCGGUAAGAGCGUUGGAGCGAUAACCGAGACUGCAACUCUGCAAGACAGUAAAGAAAAUAACCGAGCAAGGAAGAAUAGCACGGCCACGAAACGCAGGCGUCGACGGUCGACUUCUGUGGCGCUGGAUCCAACAAGUACAAAUAAAAAUGCGACGGUAGAAAAACUGACAAGCAUAUCAUUGACAGCUACCGUUCCAUUAGAUGCUGAGCAGAAGUCGUUCCCAGAUAAAAGUGAAACAGUCCCUGAGCCGUCUGAGCUGAUUUUCGAUAAAAUGGGGACAAAUAAAUUGCUGAGUUCAGCCAAUAAUGUCGGAAAGGGCAAGGUGAUGCCUGUUGAUCUUGAACAGCGGACAUCUAGGAAAACACUGGUUUACCAGGUGACGGUGAAGGCCGGCGUAAACGCAUCAAAGGCAGACGAGAGUAAUAUAAAUGAGAACGCAACAGGCGACAGUGCAGUGACGUGGAUCAAACCGCUUGAGGAAUCGACCGAGCCCACAGCAUCAUACGACAUCAACAAGGAACAAUCGGCUGAUCGAAAGCGGCUGGCACAUACACCCGAGGAGAAGCUCACAAAGACAGAAAUGGCUUCGUCUCAUCAAAUCAAAUCGCCCCCGAGCGUUACACCCACUAGCACAGAUGUAUCAACGCAAAGUGCUGUAACAAAAAAGCCAGUUACUCAGGUUUCAAGGAUUACGAGCCGUCUCAACAAUGCCAGAGACAUAACAAUCAACGAAAUGAGUCUGGUCGACAAAUCGGCAUCGGAUGCCGCUCGAAAUCAGACAGCGACCAACAGCAGCAUUUUGCCGGAGCAGUUGGAGCAGUUCCAGAGCAUGCUCGUGCAGAUUAUGGAGGACGACGAAGAUUUCCUGAACGCCGACAAAGAGCAAGUGCGCGCCGUGCUGCUGGAGCAGACCCAGUUCCCCUACUUGGCCGGUACCGUGCAGGCGGGAAGCAGCAGCUCCUGCACCCUUUACAACAUCACCUGUCAGCCGCCUGUGCCGCUCCGGGCCAAUUGUACCGGUAUCUCGCCGGUGGUCUGUGUCGAUCCGCCCGGCAAGGCGGGUCGCGACCGUUCCGGAGUGUUCCAUCUGGUUCUGCAGCUUCUGGUCGGCGCCUGCGUCCUGUUCAUGCCUCUGAUCUGGAUUAUAUGCAGGAAACAGCCAAACGAAGUUGUGGCGAAUGGAAAUAUUUAGUCCCUUGUUCAUCGGAGAAGAGUAGACCCACUGCAUGCAUCAUACUUGCUGAGAAGUUGUUGACUGUCCAGGCUACCUUUUCAAUCAGUAACAAGUGAAACACGUCUUUCGUGUACCUUCACAUCCAAGAACUCGGUGGCAGCGGAGUAAUGUCUUCAAUUAAACCACCCAAGGCUGGGCAGCUACCGAUAUAGCUUACUUCUUCAAUUUCUGCCAUAAAAGAAUUAUGUCGUGACCGAACGGAUAAUGUGCGUUCAAUAUCGUAAACCAAUGCUCUGCCGCCUACCCACAUGUAACGACUGACGUGUUACACUGGCAUUAACAAAAAAACACGCCUCAAUUAUGAUCAGUUCACGAUAUGUGUCU
This is a messenger RNA of Amphibalanus amphitrite, 2424 nucleotides long. RefSeq lists its product as uncharacterized. The record is from RefSeq and is a predicted model, not a curated record. Lineage: Eukaryota; Metazoa; Arthropoda; Thecostraca; Balanomorpha; Balanidae. The transcript is spliced from 6 exons. Bases 88 to 2058 code for a protein of 656 amino acids.